GACAGUCUCGUUGACAAAACUAGGAUUUCCAGGCAAUGUUAUGUACUUCGUACUAAAUUGGAUAGCUGUGGCCGUCAAUGCCAUGUUAGGUGCGAUCAUGAUUACUCGUUUGUAUGCUAUGCACCAGCGAUCCAGAAACGUCCUUGUCCUUCUUAUUGUAAUCUUCACGACUGUCACAAUUGCAUGCGGCGUAAUGACUGCAAUUAUAAACAGGCAUACUAAAGCGAAGGAACUCAUUCUCUCCGGCACCUAUCAGUGCACUAAAUAUGACAAUGAGGCAGACGCCCUGAUUCUGCUUUCCAUGACAUGGAUACUCUCCACUAUAUGGGAGGUCCUCGCACUGUGUCUUGCAACCUGGAUUGCUGUAAAACACUUCCGCGAACUGCAACGACCAUCGAGGGGAUGGACAAUUGGGGACUGUUUUACAGCGUUAAUACACACUCAUAUCGUCUACUUCGCAAGCUUUGCUGCUGUUUCUUGUUUCAAUCUCGGUUUUUUGUCUCCACAGCUCCUGGCGAACUCACUUGCUGUGGGAGCUCAGAUCUAUGAUGGUGUUCGUCAAAUUCUCUCGGUCAUACAGAUGUUUGUGCUGGGACCACGCCUCAUUCUUAGUGUUCGACAAUAUCAUGCAAAACUCAUGGACAACUUUGAUGCGGAGGCAGAUAUGAUUUCAAUAGCUUUCCAGGAGCGCACAGUUGUGUCAACUGAACUUUAAUACAGUCACUCCUCCAUGCUUUCUUUCUGUUAUCUGUCUCGAUGACAUUCUUUGAUUCCCCUUCCCUCGUGGCCGACUUUCCUUAUUCCUGAAGACUGAUAGUGAACACUCUUAUACUUGC
Molecule: messenger RNA, 836 nt
Organism: Suillus discolor
Lineage: Eukaryota; Fungi; Basidiomycota; Agaricomycetes; Boletales; Suillaceae
Exons: 6
Coding region: 41-715 (224 amino acids)
Source: RefSeq, a predicted model, not a curated record